AUGAUUGGAGGCGCGGAUGGCUGCUGUGCGUCUGUUCCCAACGUGCCCCGAGCUCCGCGUCCACUCCCCUCCCUCGGCCUGAAUCCGCGGAGCUCCGGGUCCUGUCGUGGACCUGGUCUUAAGACUUCCCGAAGGUGGAGCGCGGGUAUGGGUACAAUGAUCAUUGAAGAUGUGGCUGUGGUCUUCACCCACGACGAGUGGGAUUUGCUGGAUCCUGCUCAGAGAAAACUCUAUACAGAGACGACCCCUGUCAAAGGUCAUCAAUGUGUAUGUAAAGAAUGUUUUAGAAUGGAUACUCAUCCUUCAUCUCUCAAGUUAAAUAAUUCCUAUCGUGAGGAACAGAAGCCUUCUGAAUGUAAGAAAGCAAUUCCUGAAGCCUCCUCCCUCACUCAACAUGUAAACACUCACGGUGGAGAGAGGCCCUGUAAAUGUAAGGAAUGUGGGAAAUCUUUUAAUGAUUCAUCAGGCCUGUCUGCACAUAGAGGAAACCACAGUGGAGAGAGGCCCUAUGAAUGUAAGGAGUGUGGGAAAGCCUUUAGAGUCAGCUCAGCCCUCAUUGCACACAGCAUUAUUCAUACUGGUGAAAGGCCUUAUAAAUGUAAAGAGUGUGGGAAAUCUUUUAAUAGAACCUCAAAUCUCAAAGUACAUAGAAGAACCCACAGUGGAGAGAAGCCCUAUGAAUGUAAGGACUGUGGGAAAGCCUUUAGGGAUUCCUCAUACUUGAUUAAACAUGUAAGAAUCCACAGUGGAGAGAAGCCCUAUGAAUGUAAGGACUGUGGGAAAGCCUUUAGGGAUUCCUCAUACUUCACUAAACAUAGAAGAAUCCACAGUGGAGAGAGGCCGUAUGAAUGUAAUGAGUGUGGGAAAGCCUUUAGAGUAACCUCAGCCCUCCUUGCACAUAUAAUAAUUCAUACUGAUGAGAAGCCUUAUAAAUGUAAAGAGUGUGGGAAAUCCUUUAAUAAAACCUCAAAUCUCAAAGUACAUAGAAGAAUCCACAGUGGAGAGAAACCCUAUGAAUGUAAGGUAUGUCCGAAAGCCUUUAGGGUGUCUUCACACCUCAUUUCGCAUACAAGAAUCCACACUGGAGAGAAGCCCUAUGAAUGUAAGGACUGUGGGAAAGCCUUUAGGGAUUGCUCACACUUCAUUAAACAUAGAAGAAUCCACAGUGGAGAGAGGCCAUAUGAAUGUAAUGAGUGUGGGAAAGCCUUUAGAGUAAGCUCAGACCUCAUUGCACAUAGCAGAAUCCACAGUGGAGAGAGGCCUUGUAAAUGUAAGGAGUGUGGGAAAUCCUUCACUAAAGCCUCAAACCUCACAAAACAUAGAAAAACCCACAGUAGAUAG
Messenger RNA from Chrysochloris asiatica (Cape golden mole), 1341 nucleotides. RefSeq names its product zinc finger protein 345-like. The record is from RefSeq and is a predicted model, not a curated record. The coding region runs from base 1 to 1341 and encodes 446 amino acids. Gene Ontology annotation, biological process: regulation of transcription by RNA polymerase II. The transcript has 3 exons. NCBI's taxonomy places the organism in Eukaryota, Metazoa, Chordata, Mammalia, Afrosoricida, Chrysochloridae. Gene Ontology annotation, cellular component: nucleus. Gene Ontology annotation, molecular function: DNA-binding transcription activator activity, RNA polymerase II-specific; RNA polymerase II cis-regulatory region sequence-specific DNA binding.